AUGAGUUUUAGUUAUAAAAGCGUUUUUAAAACGCUUGGGCAUUAUUUAUUCGUCGAAAUGGCAGAAGGAGCUGAAGAAAUUCACGUAUGGAGCCCAAAAUUUUCACAAACAAAACCUCAAUGUAAACUACAUGUAGAUUUAAAAAUGGUUAACAUGACUGCUGGAAAUUUUAAAGUUGUUAUUGAAACAACAAACGAUACAUCAUGGGUUGUCGAUGAAAAAAUGGGAAACAAUAGAAAUAAAUGGGAAAAAUUUAUAUUUAUAAUUAGUCGUAUACAACAACGUUUUAAAAUAAUACUUGAAGUAUCGCCGAGUAAAACAAAUCCUUCCCAAUUAUCAAUGGACAAUAUUAAGCUUGUAGACUGUUUCCCAGAGAGACCAACAUUUAAAACAUGCUCAAACGAUUUUUUUCGUUGUUCAAAAGACGCCAACGAUUUUUGCAUAAAUAAAACACAAAUUUGUGACAUUGAACAAGACUGUUUAAAUGGUGAAGAUGAAAAACAAGGUUGUGAGGAAAUUCCUAAAUUUGCAAGAUGUACGUUUGAAGAUGGAUGGUGCGGUUGGGAAAAUGCACCAACGACUGCCAUCAAUUGGACCAGGCACAUGGGAGCGGGAUAUACCAAAAGAUAUACAGGACCUGCAUUCGAUCACACUUAUCAAAAUGAAUCAGGAAAGUUUUUGUACGUUAACAUGUCAACAAUCAGAAGCACAAAAUUAGGAUCUUCUGCAAUUUUAGAAAGUUCUCUUAUAAAUCCACCUCCGAGAUAUCACACCAGACCCAACAGCACAUAUUACAAAUCAUGUUUUGUACGAUUUUUUUAUCAUCAGUAUGGAACGCAUACAGGUUCGUUAGGUUUAUUUUUAUGCGAAAUGGAUCCUGCAGCUGAAAGAUCUAUAAGAUUAUAUUACUUUCAGUUCGAAGCCAGAAGAGGAUUUAGAGCACGUGGUGAUAUCGCCAUUGAUGAUGUUUCGAUGAGUCCAGAAUGUUUCGGAUUAAAUGUGCCUGAAAAAGAAAAAGAAGGUUACGAUUAUGAUAAUUUUAGUGGAUAUAUAGAACCUACUCAACCAGUUGAAGAGCAUCGUGAUUUUUUUAAUAAAACAAUAUACAUUUUUACAAGUUGUGGAGUAAGGGGAAGAAUGGGUCCGUCUCCCGAAAACUGUUCAUUGGCUUACAAUAAUACAAGCGUAAACGUUACCAUUCUUCAAGAUGCUACCCUUAAUGGCGUUCAACGUUGGGUAGUUCCUCAAGAUGGCUUUUACACGAUUGUAGUUAAGGGAGCGAGUGGCGGAAAGGGUUACGAUGGUUUGGGUGUCAGUAAAGGAACAACAAUAAUGGGUGUUGUCGAACUCAAUAAAACUCAAUCUUUGUAUAUACUAGUAGGUCAAGAGGGAGGAAAUGCUUGCAGAAAAAAUUUUGCCGUCACGCAACAUUAUACUUGUGGAAAUUUCAAAAAUUCAAAUUUUUCAACUCCUUUAAAUCCGUUAAAAGAAAUUCAAAAUUUAGAUAUUAUUGAUGAUGGAGGUGGUGGCGGGGGUGCAACUUUUGUAUUUUUGUGGUCUCAAAAAAAUGGUAGAAUACCUCUGAUAGUCGCAGCUGGUGGAGGAGGUUUAGGAGGAGGUACUUAUCCAGAUGAUGGAUCACAACAUGGAAAGGGAGUUGAUGUUAACAGGCCUGGUAUAACGGGUUCCGAAAGCGGAAAUAAUUCAGCUGGAGCUGGUGGUGGUUGGAUCGAAUCCAAUAAUACUUGGAGAGAAGUUACCGGGGGUUCUUUUGUACAAGGAGCAGUUGGAGGAAAAGCUUGCGGUCAAAGCCUAGACUUACACGGGGCUGGAGGAUUUGGAGGUGGUGGAGGAGGUUGUCGAACAGGAGGUGGAGGUGGUGGUUUCGCCGGUGGUUCAGCAUCUACCGAUAAAAGGAAUGGCCUCGGUGGUUAUUCAUAUACUGCACACGGCCUAAUUAUUAAAGAAAUUGAUCCAGGUUCGAAUACCGGACAAGGUUCUGUGGUGAUUAUACCAGCUAUCAAAGGAUGCGGUUGUAAAUAUUUGUGUGUGGCUUUAGACGAACAUAAGCAAAAAGUGAAAUGCAUAUGUCCUACCGGAUCUCAACUGGAAAGUGAUGGCGUGUCUUGCCUCUAUUCUGAAAGAUAUGAGCCUACUGUUACCGAGAAAUAUAUGACGGUCAUCAUUGGAAUGUUAAUUGUUUUAAUAUCCAUUUGCAUUUGUUACUAUUUUUUUAAACACGGUCGAAGGAAUAAAAAAGAUCGCAUGCGCAUGAAAAUGAUAGACGAGUCAGAACUUCAAUUAAACAGGUUAAGAUUAGCAUCGGACAGCAUGAUGACGGAAUAUAAUCCAAAUUAUGAAUUUGGUGGUGGAACCUACACCAUCAGAGAUUUAAAUGAAGUACCUCGAGAAAAUUUAAGACUUGUCAAAGCCUUGGGACAAGGUGCAUUCGGAGAAGUUUAUCAGGGUUUCUAUCGUUAUCGAACUGGGGAUAUAAUAGAAAUGCCUGUAGCGGUAAAAACACUACCUGAACUAUCUACCAGUCAAGCAGAAACUGAUUUUUUAAUGGAAGCUCUUAUUAUGAGCAAAUUCACUCAUCCGAACAUUGUUCACUUUAUAGGAGUGUGUUUUGAUAAACAUCCGAGAUUUAUAGUUUUAGAACUUUUAGCAGGUGGCGACUUAAAAAAUUUCCUUAGGGAAUCUCGGCCGAAACCUGAACGUCCCUCUCCCCUGGUCAUGAAAGAUCUUUUAAUGUGUGCAAUUGACGUAGCUAAAGGGUGUGCUUACCUUGAAGAACACCGAUUUAUACAUAGAGAUAUUGCGGCACGAAAUUGCCUUCUUACUACAAAAGGGCCUGGAAGAACCGUUAAAAUUGCAGAUUUCGGUAUGGCCCGAGAUAUUUAUAGGGCUGAAUAUUACCGAAAAGGAGGUAAAGCCAUGCUACCUAUUAAAUGGAUGCCUCCCGAAGCUUUCCAAGAUGGUAUUUUUACUGCUAAGACUGAUAUUUGGUCGUUUGGAGUUUUGCUGUGGGAAGUUAUGUCUUUAGGAUACAUGCCAUAUACGGGAUGCGGUAAUCGUGAAGUAAUGCAACUAGUUAUAAGUGGAGGAAGACUCGAACCUCCUAUGAAUUGUCCCUCUCCCGUAUAUGCCAUAAUGACCAAAUGUUGGCAUCCCAAACCAGACGAAAGACCGAGUUUUAUGUUAAUUUUAGAAAGAUUAGGAUACUGUUUGCAGGAUCCAGAAGUUUUAAACGCUCCAUUACCCAUUUUUAAUCGACUUCCAUCAUCAGAAAGAGAUUCAACCGUUAUGAGGCCUGAGAUAACGAAUAGUUGUCUUCAAGUUGAAGGUAUUUCGGAUUAUUUAGAACCCACACAAGGAAUACCCAAUAAUCACACGACAACCGGGUCGAGGCUACGUGAAAAACAAACGGGACGAAAUACGGAAAAUUGGGAAUCUAGUUUUACAAUGCCGGAAUCGCAGUCGACGCAACCGCUUCUUUCGCAACAGGAAAACACCGGACAAUCAGAAUUUUCAAAUUCUAAAACGGGACAAACAAAAUUAAAUAAUAAUAAUAAUAAUAAUAACAACAACAACAACGAUCGUCAACGAUCUCUUACAAAUUCUAUAUCUCUCGAUGCUGGAGCUUUGGUCAAACAACCCAUACCGUACGUCAACGUCAAAGUACCUCCUAAAUCGCAUAAAAUGACCGUCGAAGAAGAUUCCGAAUCACCAUUUUCGGUUUCUAGACAUUUAAUUAAUGACGCAGAAAUUUCCUGCUGA
This is a messenger RNA of Pediculus humanus corporis (human body louse), 3780 nucleotides long. Its product is annotated as ALK tyrosine kinase receptor precursor, putative. Gene Ontology annotation, cellular component: signaling receptor complex; membrane. NCBI's taxonomy places the organism in Eukaryota, Metazoa, Arthropoda, Insecta, Psocodea, Pediculidae. Gene Ontology annotation, molecular function: transmembrane receptor protein tyrosine kinase activity; ATP binding; protein binding. The transcript is spliced from 22 exons. The record is from RefSeq and is a predicted model, not a curated record. Gene Ontology annotation, biological process: protein phosphorylation; cell surface receptor protein tyrosine kinase signaling pathway; multicellular organism development. Bases 1 to 3780 code for a protein of 1259 amino acids.